UCAUUCAGAAUAAAAUUCCAUAAGCCAUCUAGUUAGGUAACACUCAUACAUCCAAACGCACGGCCUCUCCGCCUCGAAAUGAAGAGGUCAUUUCUGACUUUGGUCUUAGGUCUAACUUGCACUUGUGACCUUGCUUGGUCUCAGAUGUGUCGUGAAACAGUGACUGGGGAAGAAUGUCAAUUUCCAUUCAUCUUGAUCGACGGUGUUCGUCAAGUGAGGUACUUUAGAUGCACCACUGACUAUGACGAGGCAAAGAGGCCGUGGUGUUCUACCAAAACCCACCCCAAUCGAACUCAUAUAAUUGGCAAUUGGGCAUAUUGUGCUAAGACAUGUUCCAACAACCGAAACUCUUUUGUCCCGAAAUCACUCACGUCCAGCUUUACAACAACUACUACACCCAUCCCUGUGGAUCCAUCCACGCUUGGAACAUGGCUUCCCAAUCUGGACAAUAACGAGAGUUGUGGCGUGGAUUUGAAUUCGAAUCAAAUCAUCGGUGGGAAAACAGCCAAAGUGGGACAAUUUCCAUAUCUGGCGUUGCUCGGCUAUUGGCGGAGAGGGAUGUAUUUUUACGCCUGUGGUGGAACCCUUAUCAACCGAAGGUAUGUGAUAACAGCUGCGCACUGUCAGGGUUCGACACCUCCCAAGAGAGUAAGGCAAGUCGUCCUGGGUGAGACUACUGUAGGCAAAGAAGUUGAUUGUCUUGGAUGUUCUCCACCUCUGAAGUUUGAGAUCGUUGAUGAGGAUGUGAUUGUUCAUGAAAAUUGGGACCCUGAUCGGUUUCAAAAUGGCGAUGACAUAGCCCUCAUUCGGCUACCCCGCCUGGUGGACAACGGGUUCGACCGGUAUCCCCAAAUCAUCCCCAUAUGCUUACCUUGGGUGGUGGGCGUGAGUGAUCCCAAUAGUGUGUAUUCAGUGGCGGGUUGGGGUCGCACCGAUAAUCAACCCGUGUCCAAAGAAGAAAUCAAGAGCACAGGGGUACUUUCAACAUCCCUUCAAUUUGCCCAAGUCCCUUGGGUGUCUUUCACAGAGUGUAGGAAAUUUCAAAUCUACGCUGGACUCAAGCGAGGAAAGCAUAUUUGUGCUGGAGGAGUUCAAGGCAUUGACUCGUGUAGCGGCGACUCUGGUGGACCACUCUUGGCUCAACCUAAGACAGCUUACGGCAAUGCUCAAAAAGACCUUCCUUAUUUUCUUCGGGGCAUUGUUUCUUUUGGAACUCAAACGUGUGGAAGCGGGUAUCCUGGAGUCUAUACCAAUAUUGAUAUGUAUUUGGAUUGGAUUCAAGACCAGCUGCAGCCAUAAAAGCACAAUGACGGACCGGCAUGUAUUAUAUAUGUGUAUAAUAAAUUGUUGUGUGUGCUUGCACUCCAUACUGAAUGAAAAUCAAAUCCAUCACACAGCCCUUAAA
Tigriopus californicus is the source of this 1405-nucleotide messenger RNA. RefSeq names its product phenoloxidase-activating factor 1-like. Gene Ontology annotation, molecular function: serine-type endopeptidase activity. Gene Ontology annotation, biological process: proteolysis. Bases 79 to 1299 code for a protein of 406 amino acids. Lineage: Eukaryota; Metazoa; Arthropoda; Copepoda; Harpacticoida; Harpacticidae. The record is from RefSeq and is a predicted model, not a curated record. The transcript is spliced from 2 exons.